CUUCUGCUGUCUGUGGCCAAGACCUCUGAACAUCAACUGAAAAGCCUGACAGCCCAUUCAUCCUUUCGCCCUCUCCCUUCUCAAAUCAUCCGUCUGUCCAGUCACCCAUGUCGAUUUGCUAUGACAUACAUCAGCGUUGAUGAGAGGCAGGAACACUCUCGGGUAAUUUUGAGCUGCCAGAACAAUCAGCUGUAUGUGCAACAUGGCUUCAAGGAGUUCUCAAUUAGCAACGCGCAUCCCUUAAAGAACAUGGACCCUCGUGUUUUCACUGGAGACUUUAAUCCCAUAAAUAAAAGAGGCAAUAAUGCAGGAACAGAUCUGUACCAGAGCAUGGAGAAUCUACACUGGGCCACGGUAGCUGAUCCGCACUGCCGUCCUCACUGUGGAAAUGUAGACAAUAAACUUGUCUUUCAUUGCAAAGGCCCAGCCCAUUCUUCCACGGAAGAUUCCCUAACUCCCAGUUCGCCUGAACGUUACCAACACUACUCCCUCCCAUCAGAACAAGGGAUCCCUCCAACCCAAGAUAUAGCCAUUUCCUCUUGUGCCAAAGUGCCUCCGUGGUUUCUUUCCUCCAUAAGUGGGGAUGCCAAAAAAAUCCUGAAAGAAAAACUUAGAAUUCACAGCAGUAAAGCUCCUGAGAUUGGCAAGCCCCACGGAGCUCAGCCUUCGUUGAAUGAUUUGGUUGCAAGGGAAUGUUCUCAAUGCUGGGCUUGCCAGCAAUAUAAGAACGGUUGCUCCUCUAACUGUUGCACCAUAUUUGUGCAACAUGCCACUCUUGCUCAUGCCCCAUGGAUGGCAUUGGAGAGGCAACGGCCCUGCUUCUACAGCAGGCUAACCAGCCCAGAAGACAUCAAGCAAGAAGCCCAGAGAAGGUUGCAGAUCAGGCGGCAGAACAGUUCCCCCAACUUGACCUUGCAUUGCGCCCGUGAUAGUCAGAAAGUGAUCAAAUCCCAAACUAUGGGAUCGUUAAAUGGAGAGGGAGGGAGUGGAGACAGCAAAACGACUCCAGAAGAGAGCAAAAAAGCUGAUUGCAAAGAGAGGCUCUACAUUCCAACCUUUGAAGAGUUCAAGAGGAUGAGAAGCAAGGGAGCCCUUUUUCUCAAUGGCAGUGGUGAAAUUGUGAAGGAUAAAACGGAAGGAACCCAACUGUCGGAGGAAAACGGAAGUCAAAAUCAAGAUCAUGUUAAAGGAGUGGUUUCAGCCAUAGAUGACGAUGACGAGGUGUUUCAUGAAAACAGCCAGAAUGCUUCCAGGUUUGUUGGCUGUGAAGAAAAUUCAUCCACAUGGGACAGAAGUUUCUGCCUAAUAAAUAUCCCUACGGCCAGGGAUAAGAUUUCCGAAAUCCCAGCAUCAGAAACCGUGCCAGUUCCCAUCUGUUCUAGCCCAGUUCCAAGAUCACCGUUGCAACCUGCUGCGGCAUUUAGGAAGGAGAGCAAGAAAGAUAUUGAGGGAGGAGAAAAGCAAGGAUUGGAUGCAAAAAAUGUCAGGGAAGCCCUCCAUUGUACUGGACAAUCGCUGGUGCCUGAAACUCCGUCAUCUUGCUGCCCGCUGCUGUUAGAAGCAACCGAUAUUUCCAGUUAUGGAGCUAAGUUUCAGAAAAUAAAGGAUGAAUUUAUAGGUACUGCUCUGGACCUCAUUAAAAAGAGCUGCACUGCUGAAACUACCCUUGAUCUCCCUUCCCCCAAAUCCUGUGAAGUUCAGAAAGCAGAUCACCCUUUUGGGGAAGACUGUCAUCAAUCCGCAAGCACCAUCUCGAAUUGCCGCAGAUCGAGUUCUGACAUCUCCUAUGAAACCCCGGUCUGCAUCAAAGUUCAGCGGGAGUGUCGAUUACGGCCUCAUUUCAGCGACCCAAUGCCAACAGAUGCAGUAAAGAGGAAACAACUGGAGUUAAAGAUAGCUGCAGCAGCCUGUCACCAUGCCCAGAAGCGCCGGCAAGAGAGAGAAUCCAGUCCAGCACUGGCUAAAGCCACUGUCAACCAUGGAAACAUUGUUGAUGAGAAUCACCAUGUCCUGAGCAGCUCCUUUCGUUCCAAGCACCGCUGGAGCAACGUUAGCAGUCUCAGCGCAGACAGUGGAAUUGCAGGCGGGAACGAGGAGAGAGACAGUGCGGACACCGUCAUUGGUGGUGGUGGGCCAAGGAUUAGGUCAUCCAAGAUGGAGCGGGCUGAUAGUGGUAUCAGCCAGGUGUUGAGUAGGAAGUGGAGGAACCGGGCAUCAGAAACAUUAACAUCUCUGCAGGCAUGGGAAGCCCAUCAACCUUGCACUGACUGCGGUGGCAGAGAUUUUCCAUUGGAAACAGAUGUCCAGAAUCAAAACAGGAAACAGGCCAUUCUCUGUGAGAAGUGCCUGAAGUGCAGGACAGAACGGAAGGAAUCAGUGUUGGAAUUUGUCAACACUGAAGCUAGCUAUGGGGAAGACCUCCGCAUCAUCAAGGAGGAAUUCUAUCUCCCCAUGCAAGCAGCUGGCCUUCUAACACAAGAACAGCUGUUGGUGGUUUUUAGCAAUAUCCAGGAGCUAAUUGACCUCAAUGAAAACUUCCUGGAGUAUCUUCAAGAAGAGAUUGAGCAGGCUAUCGAGCAGGGUGAUGAUGACCUCAUGACUGUGUGCAUUGGUGAAAUAUUCCUGGAGUUUGUGAACAUGCUGCCUGCAUUCCAGACAUAUUGUCUCCAGCAGCCAUCCUCUGUGAACAUGCUCAAUGCAUUGGAAAAGGAAAAAGAGUUACUCAGGAUAUUCCUCAAUGUUUCUCAGAAUGACAACACCGCCCUUCGUCGCAUGAAUCUUCGGUCCUUCCUCAUAGCUCCACUACAGAGAGUCACCAAGUAUCCCCUUCUUCUGAGCCGCAUCAUCAAAGCCACCAUGGAGUACCACCCAGAUUACAGCAAUCUGCUGGAGGCCAAAAGCCGCAUCGAGUCCCACCUGGAACACAUCAAUAUGAAAACCAAGCAGGAAGGGAAUUCAUGGACUCUGCGCUCCUUCCGCCAGGACAGCAAGAAGAACAGAGAGGUGAUCAACAUUGAAAUGAGGGAAACUGCUCUCAAAACAAUGGGCUGGCUGCGGGAAGAAACACGGUUUGUGAUGGAAGGCUCCUUACAGCUGGCCCAGCCACCUGAUGGACAAUGGGUGAAAAAGGGCAGCAAGACGUUGAAGUUCCAGAAGAUGCAAGUUCUCCUGAUGGUCAACAUCAGGCGUGCAUCUGAGUCCAGUUUUGAACCAGGGGAGCCAGGCUCUGUGAAAGAUGCAGUAUUGGUCCUUAUUCGGGAUAAGAACAAUGGCAAGUUCAGUUUGCUCAGGGAGCCCUUGAGACUCAGCAACUGUGUCGUCUCUGUGGAUCCCGACUGCGACGACACAUUUGAACUGCUUGAGAUAAGACGGGAAUCCUUCAUAUUUCGAGAUGGGGACAAGGCCCGAACUCACCACUGGUUUAGGCAGAUAAGGAGGUACUCUCGGGAGCUGGGCUCCUGGAAGAAGCGGCGUAACGCUUUGCCCAAUAUCAUGAUAAGUGCAUCUCACAAUAGGUCGUGAGAGGGGCUGCCCGAGAAAUGACUUGGCCAAGC
This is a messenger RNA of Pseudonaja textilis, 3554 nucleotides long. RefSeq lists its product as uncharacterized. Gene Ontology annotation, biological process: positive regulation of Rho protein signal transduction. NCBI's taxonomy places the organism in Eukaryota, Metazoa, Chordata, Lepidosauria, Squamata, Elapidae. Gene Ontology annotation, molecular function: guanyl-nucleotide exchange factor activity. The record is from RefSeq and is a predicted model, not a curated record.